Messenger RNA from Trichoderma harzianum CBS 226.95, 483 nucleotides. RefSeq lists its product as hypothetical. Lineage: Eukaryota; Fungi; Ascomycota; Sordariomycetes; Hypocreales; Hypocreaceae. The coding region runs from base 1 to 483 and encodes 160 amino acids. The transcript is spliced from 3 exons. The record is from RefSeq and is a predicted model, not a curated record.
AUGUGCUCAAGCACGGAUCACGGAGGAACGCUUGCUAUGCAAAGCUCUAGGACGCCCGUUUUCUUACCUCCGCUUGAGAUGAUAACAAACAUCCAGAACAUUAGUGAUCGGUGUUGCAAAUCUCUGGACACCCUACACAGAGGCGACUCUAUAUGGGCCGACACCUCUGAGGCUGAAAAGCAAAGCGCAAAGUUUUUCAAAUGGGUUCUCGAGGCUGAUCCACCUAAGGAAGAAGAAGAAGAAGAAGACGCGCCUUGUUCUCAACACUCGCUUUAUUCUCAAUUACAGAAGGCGCCCGAGUAUGGUAAAGCGAUUUAUGAGCAUCUUGUCGCACUUGAGGAUAAUAUCAAACUUCUCAGAAAGGUCAUCCAAGACCAAAGCAAAUACUUGCUGAUCUCGAUCUUAUGGAACUCUUUCGAAAACACCCUGAGCGCACUCAGGAAUCUCAGCAUGGCUCUUCGCGUAUCGAUCAGUUACAUGUAG